UGCGGUGAGGUCAGAGGUCAGGUUCUAAAAAUGGCUGCAGCAGACGACACACGUGAAACAACAAGGACAAGCAAUGAUACAGACCACUUCUAUUCAUAGCAGCACAUCAACCGGCGACACUACGACAUGGCUGACCCUGGAGCAAAAAAGGAGGUGGAUAUAUACCGAGAUACGCUUCUGCGUUACCUAGGAUAUGCUAAUGAGGUCGGCGAGUCGUUCCGUGCCCUGGUGCCGGUGAGUGUGGUGUGGGGCAGUUAUGCAGUCGCCACGGCCUACUGCACAGCAGACGCUGUCGACAAGGGCAGGAAAAUGGCCAAGAACCCGAAGGUGGAACCUGCAGAGAAGACUAAGAAGGUGACCCAGGCGGUGGUGGACACGUUUGUGUGGCAGGGCCUGGCUUCUGUGGCCAUCCCAGGCUUCACCAUCAACAGAAUAUGUGCCUUGUCCCUGUACCUGCUGAGGAAGUCUACAAACCUGCCGCUUCCCGUCAGGAAAUGGGCGACAACUGCCGUCGGGCUGUCUGCAAUACCUGUCAUCAUACAUCCUAUUGAUAGGUCAGUUGAUUACCUCUUGGACAGCACUCUGCGAAAAUGGCUGGACAUUCAGCAUCACCAUGGCAACUGAACCGUCAACACUGCAGGGAAACGUAGAGGAUGAAGUACCAAAGUUGUGCUCAUGUAAACUAUGCACACAAAUCUGAUCAUACUGGGUCUACAAGAGCUUGAACUUGUGCAUAUUUCUGCAGUGUACAGUUUUGUUGUUAACCUGUUUUUUUACAUGUUAAUGUAUGUUGCAUGUUAAUGUAGGAGUUUUCAUGGGGUUGCACAUUUGCCAAGUGUACAGAUUUCUUGCUUACCUGCUAUAUGCCAUAUAUUUUUGCCAUGCUAGCUAUAUGGCUGUUGUCAGUAUCAAUAUACUUCUCAUUAUGUUGUACUUACUUUGAGCCUGGGGUGCUGCCUCAAAGCCCCAAAACUCUGUUCUCUUUUGGUUCUUCUCUUAUAGCUGUCCAUCAUAAGACAAUGAUGACUGCAUCUCAACAUCAUUUUAGGACAUUUCAUAAAUAUCAAUGUGUUGAUUUUUGGGUGUUUUGCACUUGGAGGUAAUGUUUGUGAGAAAGUCAGUGAAAACAUGUUACCAGUUUUUAUAGAUACAUGAACAUUUUUUUAUAUGAUAUCAGUACAAGUUGUUUGUUGGUGCUAUAUGAUCUCAGGAUUGUUUUCUCUUUUUUACUAUAGGUACGUUGUCAUGUAUAUUAUUACUAAUGUUUUCUAAUGUGGAAUGUUUUAUUUUAUAUGGACGUUAAACCAGAGAGAGGGAGAGAGAGAGAGAGAGAGAGAGAGAGAGAGAGAGAGAGAGAGAGUACACAAGCUGCUACAACUUAACUGUACUGAAUGUUUCAUGACCUUUUGACUGAUUUCAAUAGAAAGUUUUGUGGACUAACACAAUGUUGCUGAAACAUUCACUACCUUAGUAACAGUCAUACAUCCAGAUUUGUACAGAGAAAGGGUAUACACAUGCCAAAGCUAUGCUUAAGUAGUUGGAAGGAGUCCAAUGUAUACAACCCUUGUUCUGCUGUGUUGAUGUGUAGUGUUAAGCUCAGACAGUCUGAGGAUUUUCAUAGAACAAAUACAAAAUGUAUGUGCAUGGGAGAAAGGUGUCCACAAAAAGAUAGCAUAUGGAUGUAUGCUACUUGAGGUGCUUUACAAGUUUUUACUGUGUUUUUACUGUGAUUGUUGACAUGUUGAUGUGUUUUCCAUGUUGAAGAAGUUAUUAUUACACAAAGGCAAUAGCAUGGGUUUGGUUUUGUGAUGAGUUCAACUCCCCCACUGUUACAGAUGAAUUGCAAUGAACAACUUCUGUAAAAACAACAGUGACCAGAGUACAAUUGAUUUAACUUGUGUUCAUAAUAUUUACCCAUGUUUUCUGGGCAGGGUUGGAAGCUGGAUGUUAAGUGACCAUCAUUUUCAGGUUGUUGUUUCAUGUUGAGAUGUUUAAAGAAGAAUAAUCAACUGUGCCAUAUGGAGGUUUCUAAAUGUUUGAAAACUUUUAUGAAUGUUCAGUGGAGGUGUCUGUUAUACCACAGGGGGUUUUGAAGCUCCUUGGUCAUCGGAAUUUCAAAAGUUUAAAUGUUUAUAGAUACACAUUCACAUUGAUUUGUGGUAUAUCAUGGAAUUGUGGAUCGUAGUUCAUUUUAGAUAUGUGUAUUUUUCUUGCAUGACAAGACGCACAAUGUAAUGAUAGAGGAAAUGAUGUAUAAUAGACACUGGUAUAGAUUUCAAAUGAUUGUAUAGGUGUAGAUUUCAUCCUAUUGAUAUUUCAGCAUUUGAAUGUUCACAUCGUGUUGGAAACUUUAUUUUGUUGAGAAAUAAUAAAGAACGCAGUUCUAAAGAA
Molecule: messenger RNA, 2391 nt
Organism: Branchiostoma floridae (Florida lancelet)
Lineage: Eukaryota; Metazoa; Chordata; Leptocardii; Amphioxiformes; Branchiostomatidae
Product: mitochondrial fission process protein 1-like
Exons: 4
Coding region: 127-624 (165 amino acids)
Biological process (GO): mitochondrial fission
Cellular component (GO): mitochondrion
Source: RefSeq, a predicted model, not a curated record